AUGAGGUACUGUUUCGCUGGAGCCGAGGGCAUCUCGGGACUUGUAGUCCAGACAGUGGAACUCGUCAUCCCGGCAGGCCCAGCGGCUGCGUCAAGGUCACGUGCUGCCGCCGCCUUCGGCUGUGGUGACAAAUGCAGGGCGGCUGCAGAGCUGGUCCGGGAGGGGUGUUUUGCGGCCCGCGGAGGCGCGCUUUUCUUCCACUUCGGGGAGACCGAAAAGAAGUGCUUUAUUGAGGAGAUUCCGGACGAGACCAUGGUUAUAGGAAACUACCGGACGCAGCUGUAUGACAAGCAGCGGGAGGAGUACCAGCCGGCCACCCCCGGCCUUGGCAUGUUCGUGGAGGUGAAGGACCCAGAGGACAAGGUGAGCCGGCCCCUGAGCCCCGCCGAGCCCUCCGCUCUGCCCUUCCCCGCCAGACCCGGCAGGUGCUGGUUCUUCCCCUUCCUGCUCGCCGCAGCCGCUCCACUGCUGAGCAUAGCUGGGUGCUGGGGAGAAAAUCCCGGGCUUGCGCUCGAGGCCACAGUUGGGCUGCUGCGGGGCUGGCUAGCGGCUCCUCAGCUUCUUCCCGACUGCUGCCCGACUCGGCAGAGCCCCUUCCCCGCCCCGAGCCGCUGCGGUUUUCCUGGCCUGCGAGAUGGAAAAUCACCUGGCUGGUAGGCGUGGUUGGUGGAUUAAUUGUGGUGCUGGCCGUCAAAGAAUUCCGGUCACUGUGAUGCUGUGACACCUAGACUUGAGGAUUUCCCAGAACGGGGUGCUUCCCAAACCGAGUGAGCAGCUUUUAAUUUCGACAAGUAAGGAUAUUAAAGCCAAAGAAAAACAAAAAUCCUUAGUUGUCACCUUUCAUUUCAAAGAAGAACCAGACCAAAAGAGCGGAAAUGGCAGGAGCUCCGCGAAUAAAGAGCCCUUCCCAAGAGCAGUCACAUGUCAGCUCCGUCUCAGACCCUUCACCCCUGCCCGAGAAAGUUCUCAGACAGGCUUUUGGCAACUGCUGCAGAGCAGCUCUCUGGACCUUGUCGUGUUGUGAGGUGCUUAGGACCCUGUUUGCCAACUUUUAGGCACUCAGAGCGUGAAGCCCUGUUUCCUUCCAGCCUCAUCCCCCCGUAACACUUGCUGAAGCCCCUUUUCCCUAGGUCAUGCUGGGUGGGCAGUAUGGCUCUGAAGGCAGCUUCAUUUGCACCUCCCAUACCCCCGGCAAAUACCAGAUCUAUCCUGUGGUCUCUCUUAGAGUCCGGAUUAUGAUAGCAAUAUGUGCCAUUCCUUCUGGCCAGAACACACUUCCCCCAGCUGCUUCCUCAUCACAAAUGCAAUUCUAAAAAGCACCCUUCUCUGACCAUCUAGACUAGGCCAGCACUAUAUCAUGUCAUUUUUGGCGCAUAUCCUUCUCAGAAGCACGCACUACCUUUACCUGUUGUUUGAGCCCUGCCUCAUUUGGUAUCAGAUAUGUGCGAGAAUGCGCCUUUCUGGAUCAUUUUGCUUUUUCUAUG
Molecule: messenger RNA, 1484 nt
Organism: Enhydra lutris kenyoni (northern sea otter)
Lineage: Eukaryota; Metazoa; Chordata; Mammalia; Carnivora; Mustelidae
Exons: 3
Coding region: 1-657 (218 amino acids)
Source: RefSeq, a predicted model, not a curated record